Molecule: messenger RNA, 2670 nt
Organism: Eptesicus fuscus (big brown bat)
Lineage: Eukaryota; Metazoa; Chordata; Mammalia; Chiroptera; Vespertilionidae
Gene: DMWD
Product: DM1 locus, WD repeat containing
Exons: 5
Coding region: 151-2163 (670 amino acids)
Molecular function (GO): protein binding
Source: RefSeq, a predicted model, not a curated record
CGACGGCCGGGCUCGUCCCCCCCGUUGCCAAUCCAGGAGGCGUCGUCCGGGCGACGACCCCACCUCUUCCGGCGCGGGCCCGCGGCUUCCGGCAGGGGGCCCGGCGGCGGGCGGCGGUCGCGCAGCGGCGGGGCCCGGGGGGCGCCCAAGAUGGCGGCGGGCGGCGCGGAGGGCGGCGCGGGCCCGGGCGCCUCCAUGGGGGACUGCGCGGAGAUCAAGUCGCAGUUCCGCACCCGCGAGGGCUUCUACAAGCUGCUCCCCGGAGACGGCGCCGCUCGCAGGUCGGGUCCGGCUUCCGCCCAGACCCCGGCGCCGCCCCAGCCGCCGCAGCCCCCGCCGGGCCCUGCCUCCACCUCCGGCCCCGGCGCCGCGGGCCCCGCGUCGUCUCCGCCACCCGCAGGCUCCGGGCCCGGGCCCGCGCUGCCCGCUGUGCGCCUCAGCCUCGUGCGCCUCGGAGAGCCGGACAACGCCGGGACCGGGGAGCCGCCCGCCACGCCCGCGGGCCUCGGGGCCGGAGGAGACCGCGUCUGCUUCAACCUGGGCCGCGAGCUCUAUUUCUACCCGGGGUGCUGCCGCCGCGGGAGCCAACGGUCCAUCGACCUCAACAAGCCAAUUGACAAGCGGAUCUAUAAGGGCACCCAGCCCACCUGCCACGACUUCAACCAGUUCACUGCUGCCACAGAGACCAUCUCCCUGCUGGUGGGCUUUUCAGCCGGCCAGGUGCAGUACCUGGAUCUCAUCAAGAAGGACACCAGCAAGCUGUUCAAUGAAGAGCGGCUGAUUGACAAGACCAAGGUGACGUACCUGAAGUGGCUGCCUGAGUCCGAGAGCCUGUUUUUGGCAUCACACGCCAGCGGCCACCUGUACCUGUACAACGUCAGCCACCCAUGCGCGUCGGCACCCCCCCAGUACAGCCUGCUGAAGCAGGGGGAGGGCUUCGCCGUCUACGCUGCCAAGAGCAAGGCACCCCGCAACCCGCUGGCCAAGUGGGCGGUGGGUGAGGGGCCCCUCAACGAGUUUGCCUUCUCGCCUGACGGCCGGCACCUGGCCUGUGUCAGCCAAGACGGCUGCCUGCGCGUCUUUCACUUUGACUCCAUGCUCCUGCGGGGGCUCAUGAAGAGCUACUUUGGGGGCUUACUCUGCGUGUGCUGGAGCCCUGAUGGGCGCUAUGUUGUGACGGGUGGCGAAGAUGACCUGGUCACCGUGUGGUCCUUCACCGAGGGCCGCGUGGUGGCCCGCGGCCACGGCCACAAGUCUUGGGUCAAUGCUGUGGCCUUCGACCCCUACACCACAAGGGCCGAGGAGGCGGCAGCAGCCAGUGGUGAUGCGGAACGGAGUGUCGAGGAGGAGGAGGAGCCCGAGGUGGCCGGCCCAGGCUCGACUGGGGGAGACCCGCUCUCCCCAAUGCCCAAGGCCGGCUCCAUCACUUACCGCUUCGGCUCGGCCGGCCAGGACACGCAGUUUUGCCUGUGGGACCUCACCGAAGACGUGCUUUACCCGCACCCGCCCCUGGCCCGCACCCGCACGCUCCCCGGCACGCCUAGCACCACACCGCCUGCUGCCAGCAGCUCUCGGGGUGGCGAGCCCGGCCCCGGGUCCCUGCCCCGCUCACUGUCCCGCUCCAACAGCCUCCCACACCCAGCGGGCAGUGGCAAGGCGGGUGGCCCCGGCACAGUGACGGAGCCGGGCACUCCGUUUAGCAUCGGCCGCUUUGCCACGCUCACGCUGCAGGAACGGCGGGACCGGGGGGCGGAGAAGGAGCACAAGCGCUACCACAGCCUGGGCAACAUCAGCCGGGGGGGUGGCGGGGGCGGCAGCAGCGGGGACAAGCCCAGUGGCCCUGUUCCCCACAGCCGUCUGGACCCGGCCAAGGUGCUGGGUACGGCCUUGUGCCCGCGCAUCCACGAGGUGCCCCUGCUCGAGCCCCUGGUGUGCAAGAAGAUUGCCCAGGAGCGGCUGACGGUCCUCCUGUUCCUGGAGGACUGCAUCAUCACCGCCUGCCAGGAGGGCCUCAUCUGCACCUGGGCCCGGCCGGGCAAGGCGUUCACUGACGAGACCGAGGCCCAGACAGGGGAAGGAAGUUGGCCCAGGUCACCCAGCAAGUCAGUGGUAGAGGGCAUCUCCUCCCAACCAGGCAACUCCCCAAGUGGCACCGUGGUGUGAAGCCCUGGAUGUUGGGUUCCCUGCCCCGCCUCGCCUCCUAGCCAUAACCCUCCGCUGACCUCACGGAUCAACCUAUUAACAAGACUAACCAUGGCGGAUGGACUGCUCCGGUCCCCCACCCUGCACAAAUUGGGGGGCAGAGAGUCCCCCCCCAGACUGGUCUAGAACCUGGGGGGAUGUAGUGGCUCAUGUGGCCUCGGCCUUGUCCCCACCCACUGCCAAGUACAACGACCCCUUCCGCUGAAACAUCAGUGUUAGCCUCAUCCCUGUCCCCAGCAUGUGACUGGUCAUGGGGGGCGGAGGGAGAAGCUCCCCACCCACAAGAGCCCCAGCUCCGCAGUGUGCCCCUCAGUCUGCGGGCAGGGCAGGGCGGCCUGCCCCUCCUGACCCCACACCCCAUUUCCCCUGCUGGUGUUCGUGCUUCUGAAAAGUGUUAAGUUAUGGAAGCCCUUUGGGGCCCUUCCUGUCCCCAGCACCUCUUAUUUAUACUAAAGUUCCCUGUUUUCA